UGUGAUGGCCAGCAUCAAUAUCAAUACUGUUAAUAUAGAAUAACAGGGUUUCUGUCUAUGUUGUAAAUAACUAACUGCUAAUGGAACUAUCCUAUCAAUUUAGAAUUUUAAUGAUUCUUGCUAUACUCAACUUCAAGAAAACAGUUGGCGUAAAUCAGGCUAAUUGUUCUACCAUUCCAAUCCCAAAAGUUGUUGCUAACAAAUUGUAUGUAAAAUCCCUAUUUGUCAAUACACUUCCCCUAAAAGAUGUUUAAAAGCAUUAAGGUAAUAGAUUUUCAUUACUCUAGUAAGUUAACUUAAGAAUAUUUCGAUGUCGAACCAAUUAAAUAAUCUAUAUUUAACAAUUUAUUAUAAUACGUCGAUAUGUCUCGUCCUGCUCGAAAGACCUUAUAAACAAAAUAGGCUUUUUAACACUUUUUACUAGCAUUAGCUUAACGUUUGGAUUAUACUUCUUUAACUAAAUAUGGAUUUAAAGAAUAAUAACAUAUGGAACUCAAGAAACACGUUUAAUCAUUAAAUAAUGAGUUGCAUAUGGAUGUCAGAGUUGAUAAAAAAAAUUAUUUACAUUUUAAAUGGCCCAGUGAUUUUGUAGCUUUGUUAAAAAAAUCAAAAAGGAGUUGUUUAAAUGUGAUUACUAAAUAAGCAAUAUAUGAUGAAGAAGCACAUCAUUUAUUCAAUGAAAACUAUUUUUAAUUUUCAAAGUAAAAUUACGAAAAAAUGUUUUGUGAUUCCUAAUCUCAAAUGAUCAAAUAUUAUGUUAAUUUUUAACUUGUAGCUGUCAGUUUUGUUGAAUUUAGAUCAAACUCAUUUCAUAGAUUAAGUUUUCAUUAUACAUAACAUAUCAAAGAGAUAAAUAGAAUAGCAAUAGAUUAUGAAAUUAAAUGGGCAUAAUAAUUAAAUUUAACUAAUUAUUAUUAUGUCAAAAAAAGUAGGAGUACAUAAAAUUAAGAUUAAGUUAUCAAUGAAACUAUUGAUGAUAAUUUUCCAAUUUUCAGAGGAUCUAAAAUGAUUCAGAUCAAAUAACUAAGAUCUGUUUAUUAGAAGUAUCUUAUUGAACUACUUACUAAAAUGAACUCAAUUAUGGGUCCAUAAUUAUUUAAACUUUUUAUAUUUAAAUAUGAAUGA
This is a messenger RNA of Paramecium pentaurelia, 1125 nucleotides long. NCBI's taxonomy places the organism in Eukaryota, Ciliophora, Oligohymenophorea, Peniculida, Parameciidae. The record is from the annotation of a GenBank genome assembly.